This is a messenger RNA of Fulvia fulva, 615 nucleotides long. RefSeq names its product Translocation protein sec72. Bases 1 to 615 code for a protein of 204 amino acids. NCBI's taxonomy places the organism in Eukaryota, Fungi, Ascomycota, Dothideomycetes, Mycosphaerellales, Mycosphaerellaceae. The transcript has a single exon. The record is from RefSeq and is a predicted model, not a curated record. Gene Ontology annotation, molecular function: protein binding.
AUGGACUCCACCGAAGUCUUUAGGGAGCUUCCUCUCACGAUCGAUCCUGAAACCAAAGCCAUAUCCACCUCCGACAGCACACUCCUCAACGAAAUAGAAGAGCUCAACAAGAUGAACCGCGCGUUUGUCGCCCUGGAUGUACCGAACCAGAUCCCGCCUCCACCCGCUCCAGUCAACCCAAAGCGCAGCGUCCAGAUCACCAAGCUCAAAGAAUCCGGCAACGGGUCAUACAAGAAGGGACAAUACGCCGAAGCUGUCAAGAUGUACGACCUCGCGAUCCGCAUGGCAGUGGAUCGACCUGGGUGGGAAGCGAGUGGUUUGGUCAGAGAGGAGCUGAGCACAUUGUACGGCAACCGCAGCCAAGCGCUUAUGGCGCAGCAGAGGUGGGCGGAAGCUGCGACGGAUGCGGAGAUUGCGACGGAGAUGAAGAAGGUGGGCAAUGUCAAGUGUUGGUGGAGAAGAGGACAGUGUUUGAGGGAGAUGGGGAGGUUGGAGGAGGCGAGUGAGUGGGUUAAGGUUGGGUUGGAGUUUGAACGAGCUGGGCCGGAGAAGCAAGCUGUUGGGGAAUUGGAGACGCUGGCGAGGGACCUCGAGACGGCGUUGAACAAGGCUUGA